Ceratina calcarata is the source of this 2308-nucleotide messenger RNA. RefSeq names its product visceral mesodermal armadillo-repeats (gene vimar). Gene Ontology annotation, molecular function: protein binding; guanyl-nucleotide exchange factor activity. NCBI's taxonomy places the organism in Eukaryota, Metazoa, Arthropoda, Insecta, Hymenoptera, Apidae. Gene Ontology annotation, biological process: positive regulation of GTPase activity. Bases 219 to 2054 code for a protein of 611 amino acids. The transcript has 10 exons. The record is from RefSeq and is a predicted model, not a curated record.
UCUUCUGCUACAGAACCUAACCUAACGUGUAGAUUCUUAGGAAAAUGCGGCGAACCCUCUAAAGAAGAAAGUCAACGUUUUCGUCACUUUGACAAUUCACGGUUCAUGGAAAGACCUUCAAAGAUGUUUGCUUAAACAAUUGUUAUUAUAACCAAUUAUAAAGUUGCUCGUUCCGAAAGGUUUCGUUUUGGUGAAACAGGAAUAUUCGAUUAAUAAAAAUGAUGGAAGACGAACUGAAACAUAAUAUUGACAAAUUAGUAGAAGAGCUGCGUUUCGUUGUGAAGUCCGAAAAAGAGAUCGAGGAUAUUAUUCAAGUUUUAGAUUCGAUCGUAAACGUCAGCAAAACUUCAAUCGGGGAAGCUACAGAAUUCAUCAUAGACGAUGUGUUCUUAACUCUCCUGCGUCAUGAAUCGAAAGAGAUCAUCGCGAAGACCGCGAAAGCGAUCGCAGAGAUCGCUAAAAGCGAGAGAGGUCGGGAGAAAUGCACCAGCACAGACCUGGUGAACGCGUUGAUCGAUUUGCUGAAGGACGACCGCGUCGAUGUGCUGACACAGACAUCCAGAGCCCUGGGAAAUAUUUGCUACGAGAAUGAGAAUGGAAAGAAGUAUGUUGAGGAUAAGAACGGGUUAAUGUCGAUAUUAGCGGUGAUGGAGAAAAGCGUAGCGAUGAAAGACGUGGAAGGUGCACCGUUCCUCCGUAACGUAGCUGCCGGGCUUCUGUUAAACUUCCUCAUUGACCGGCCAUCCCUUCACACGGAGGCGUUGCAACAGGAGAUAGUGCCGAUCAUCUGCAGCAUUUUGGAGAUCGACGGGACCAUCGGCGGAGAGGCAGCGAUGCAUUCUCUUUUAUUAUUAGGCAUAUUGAACGACGCGGAUAUAAUAUUCUUAGACGAGAGGCUUGCGAAGAUUUUGGUAGAUAUUCUAGCGACCGACACGUCGCCGGAGCUGUCCGAGAUGUGUUUGGAACUCCUUCACGGUCAGGCGGAAGACGAGAAUGCGAAAACGUUGUUAGCCAAAUCGGGCGUCUGCGAGUUACUAUUAAAGCUUUUGGAGAAGCAUAGUCCUUAUUGUACAGACGAGGAAGCGAGAUCUGUGUUAAAGAUCGCUUGCAAUUUGAUCGUCCUUGUAUUAACCGGAGAUGACAGUAUGAACAGUCUGUACGACAACAGUAACGGUGUCGUUUACAAGAAGCUGGUCGAAUGGCUCGACACCGAGGACAGAGACUUGCAAAUCACAGCCGUGUUAGCAAUGGGCAAUUUCGCGCGUUCCGAUGCUCAUUGUAAGCUGAUGGCCACGCAGGGCGUCCACAAAAAUCUUUUAAAAUUAUUACGGAAGAACAACACGAUCGCUGGCGACAUAAGAUUUCAACACGCUUUACUCAGCGCCUUGAGAAACCUCGUCAUACCUUCUGACAACAAAUCGUUGAUACUGCAAGAUGGUUUGAUAGAAGUUUUGUACUCGAUGCUGGACAUCCCGUCGCAUCCAGUUGUAUUUAAGCUGCUGGGCACUUUGAGGAUCGUCAUCGACGGCCAAAGUGAGGCAGCGAUAGAAUUGGGAAGGAGGCGUAAUUUGAUAAAGAAAGCCGUCGAAUGGUGCGAGGUCGAAGACCAUCCCGGGGUACAAGGCGAGGCCAAUCGGUUGAUCGCUUGGCUAAUUAAUAACAGCAGGGAUAAGGAAGUGGCGCAAUUGGUAAUCGACGAGAAAGCAGUAAAACACUUAAUUAAAAUGUUGAGCGCGCCGCAUGUAUUAAUGCAAAACGAGGCUCUAAUUAGUUUAAUGAUUCUGACAACGUUUUCCUUAAGUCAAUGCGAAACGGUGCUGAUCGAGAACCAAAUAGGAGACAAACUCUGCGACUUCUUUAGGAAUGCGACCUGUCUAGAAAUACCAAUUCUGCAUAACGCUUUAUCUUUAAUAGAAAACAUUCUCGACGCAGAUCUCGUAAAGGAGCACUUGUGCAAUACUGACUUAUUGAAGUUGUGCCAGGAAACGGGAACAAUUAAGGACGAGUCGAAGCUUAAUGAAAAGCUACAAAAAAUACGUGAGAAACUCGCGUAAUUAAUCAAAACUACUUAUAUUAAAAAUAUAUAUUUGUAUACGUAAUUUUGGUGUGCAUGAUUGGAAGGCGGCCAGCUUGCAAGAGAAAUCAAUUAACACGAACGAGCUUCGUCGUUCAGUCAAUUCGUCAUUAAUUAACAGAAAACGAUAAAAAGCUCUAACUGUGUGUACAUAGAUGUAAGAAAUCGACCAUGCAGUAUAUUUUAUGUGACCAAUUGUGAGAUUAAUAUUUAUAUAAAUCCAUCGAAAAUCUC